UCUGCGCACUUGGAGAAAACAGCCUGCACAUACAACAUCUUGCAGAGACGUCACAAUGAGCACAGACGGGCAAGUUAUCAAAUGCAAGGCAGCAGUAGCCUGGGAGGCUGGCAAGCCCUUUAGUAUUGAGGAAAUAGAAGUUGCUCCUCCAAAGGAUCAUGAAGUUCGGAUAAAGAUCGUUGCCACAGGAGUGUGCAGGACUGAUGCUCAUGCCGUGAGUACUCAUUUUAAGGAAGGUUUGUUCCCUGUAAUCCUUGGCCAUGAAGGGGCUGGAAUCGUGGAAAGUGUUGGACCAGGUGUCACAAAAUUUAAACCAGGUGACAAAGUCAUCCCUCUGUAUAUCCCACAAUGUGGGGAAUGCAAAUUCUGUCUCAGUCCCAAAACCAAUAUUUGUCAAAAGAUCAGCAAAAUUAAAACUGCCAUCUCUGAUCAAGAUUUUAUGGCUGAUAACACAAGCCGGUUUAGCUGCAAGGGGAAGCAGUUAUACCAUUUCAUGGGGACCAGCACUUUUUCUGAAUACACAGUUUGUGCUGAAACAUCCGUGGCCAAAAUUGAUGAUGCGGCCCCUCUGGAUAAAGUCUGUUUGAUUGGCUGUGGGUUUUCAACUGGCUAUGGUGCAGCUAUCAACACAGCUAAGGUUGAGCCUGGCUCCUCAUGUGCCGUCUUUGGUUUGGGUGGAGUUGGCCUCUCCGCUGUCAUGGGAUGCAAAGCAGCUGGAGCAACUCGCAUCAUUGGCAUUGACAUCAACAAAGACAAAUUUCCAAAGGCACUGGAGCUUGGAGCUACUGAAUGCAUCAGUCCAAAUGACUAUGACAAGACUAUCCAGCAGGUGAUAGCUGAAAUGACCAAUGGUGGGGUGGACUUUGCUAUUGAGUGUAUUGGAAUUAUUGAUGUCAUGAAAGCAGCACUGGAGUGCACCACAGUAGGAUGGGGAACGUGUGCAAUUGUUGGUGUUUCACUGGCAGAAGAGGGUAUACCAGUUGCUCCAUUCCAGCUGAUAAUGGGACGUACCUUGCGAGCCACAUUUUUCGGAGGUUGGAAGAGUGUGGACAAUGUUCCAAAGCUGGUAGCUGACUACCUAGCUAAAAAAUUUGACUUGGAUGCAUUGGUGACAUACACUUUGCCAUUUGAUGAAAUUAACAAAGCUUUUGACCUCAUGCGUGAAGGAAAAAGCAUCCGAACAGUGCUGGUGUUCUAAAUGUGAGAACCUUGGAAUCCAUUGAGAAGCAUAUCUACUAAUAAUGUGCAGCUUUACCAUUUUAAAUUACAGAGAAUU
Messenger RNA from Nanorana parkeri, 1276 nucleotides. Its product is annotated as alcohol dehydrogenase 4-like. Lineage: Eukaryota; Metazoa; Chordata; Amphibia; Anura; Dicroglossidae. The transcript is spliced from 9 exons. Gene Ontology annotation, cellular component: cytosol. Gene Ontology annotation, biological process: formaldehyde catabolic process. The record is from RefSeq and is a predicted model, not a curated record. The coding region runs from base 56 to 1198 and encodes 380 amino acids. Gene Ontology annotation, molecular function: zinc ion binding; S-(hydroxymethyl)glutathione dehydrogenase [NAD(P)+] activity.